Molecule: messenger RNA, 1223 nt
Organism: Syzygium oleosum
Lineage: Eukaryota; Viridiplantae; Streptophyta; Magnoliopsida; Myrtales; Myrtaceae
Product: rust resistance kinase Lr10-like
Exons: 1
Coding region: 162-1223 (353 amino acids)
Biological process (GO): protein phosphorylation
Molecular function (GO): protein kinase activity; ATP binding
Source: RefSeq, a predicted model, not a curated record
UAGGUAAGCCGCAAUGAUUUGUUUUUAAAGUAAUUAAAAAAUCACUUAUUCUAACAUAUCAAAAUUUUUCCUCAGUGAAUUUUUGUAUAGUGAAAUUCGUGAUCGGAACACCAUUUGUCGCGAUAUUUCUAAUCUACAAGUACAAAAGAAGGCACUUGGCAAUGGACAAGGACAUCGAAGAAUUUUUGCAAGCUCACAACAACUUUUUCCCAAUAAGGUACUCUUACUCGAAUCUUAAGAAGAUCACCAAAAAUUUCAAGUAUAAACUAGGUGAAGGUGGGUAUGGUUCUGUGUACAAAGGAAUGCUCCGAAGCGGCAAUGAAGUGGCCAUCAAGAUUUUAAAACAGUCCAAGGCCCAUGGCCAAGAUUUUAUCAGUGAAGUGUCUACUAUUGGAAGAAUUCACCAUGUUAAUGUAGUGCAACUCAUCGGUUUUUGCUUUGAAGGCUCGAAACAAGCUCUCGUGUAUGAUCUCAUGUCAAAUGGAUCUUUGGAUAAGCACAUUUUUAGUGAGGAAGGUGAUAAGUUUCUUGAUUACAAGAAAAUAUAUGAGAUCGCUCUUGGGGUAGCGAGGGGGAUUGAAUAUUUACAUCACGGGUGUGACAUGCAAAUACUGCACUUUGAUAUCAAGCCUCACAACAUUCUUUUAGAUAAGAAUUUCACUCCAAAAGUUUCUGACUUUGGACUUGCGAGACUUUAUCCCAUGAAUCAUAGCACAGUUUCAUUAACUGCUGCAAGAGGAACCUUGGGAUAUAUGGCGCCCGAGUUAUUCUACAAAAGCAUUGGCGGCGUAUCUUAUAAAGCGGAUGUCUAUAGCUUCGGGAUGAUGCUCAUGGAAAUGGCAGGUAGAAGGAAAAACGUAAAUGCAAAUGCGGACCGCUCAAGCCAAAUUUAUUUUCCGCUGUGGGUGUACGACCAAGUCAAUGAAGGAGAAAGUGUUGAAAUGGAAGAAGUUGUAGAAGAAGAAAGGGAGGUGAUAAAAAAGAUGAUAUUAGUUGCGCUUUGGUGUAUACAAUUAAUCCCUGACCAUCGGCCUCCAAUGAACAAAGUCUUGCAAAUGCUUGAAGGAGAUAUGGGUAAUAUUCAAAUGCCUCCAAAACCGCUUAUUUAUCCACCAGAUGAGCCAGUUGACAAUAACAAAGCCGAGAUGGAAUUAGAAACAUUCGCACCUUCAUCAAGCGCUCCCAUAAUUUCAGCUAGUUUUCCAUUUGGGAGAUACCAAUGA